Molecule: messenger RNA, 3623 nt
Organism: Pristis pectinata (smalltooth sawfish)
Lineage: Eukaryota; Metazoa; Chordata; Chondrichthyes; Rhinopristiformes; Pristidae
Gene: kif19
Product: kinesin family member 19
Exons: 21
Coding region: 346-3546 (1066 amino acids)
Biological process (GO): microtubule-based movement
Molecular function (GO): microtubule motor activity; microtubule binding; ATP binding
Source: RefSeq, a predicted model, not a curated record
UUCACGCACAGCGGGGAUCGGCAGGAGGGACGUGCCCCGCUGCGAAUGGCGCCCGUUUCCCCUCCCCUAACAAUUAGAGGGCUAAACAGUCGCGGGAGAGUAACCUCCUAAGAAAGGGAAACAAUCUAUAUUUUCUUUAUUGAGGGAGAAAUCCAGCUGCAAGAUUGCGCGCUGGUCCGGUCUGGAUCUGGAGACCUGUAUUGGGCGGUGCAUUGGUGAAGUUGCGUUGAGGGUUGAGGGGGAGGAUGUGAGGGUUGAAGAGGACAGCCGGUGAUCUUGAUUCGGACCCUGAUACCCACCGCCAUGUAGUCGGACUGUGUAAUCCCACCCCCACUACCCACAACCAUGAAGGACGGAGGAGAAUCCAAAGACCAACAACUGACUGUGGCCCUUCGGAUUCGGCCCAUCAAUGAGACAGAAGUGGAGGAAGGAGCCACGAUCAUUGCUCACAAAGUUGAUGAGCAGAUGGUGGUACUGAUGGAUCCAAUGGAAGAUCCUGAUGACAUACUGCGAGCCAACCGCUCUCGAGAGAAAUCAUACAUGUUUGAUGUAGCCUUCAAUUAUACUGCAACACAGGACGAUGUGUACCGUUCAACCACCAAGGAUCUGAUUGAGGGCAUUAUUUCGGGGUACAAUGCCACAGUAUUUGCUUAUGGACCAACAGGAGCAGGGAAAACAUACACAAUGUUGGGAACAGAUAAUGAACCCGGUAUUUAUGUACGGACACUCAACGAUUUGUUCAAGUGCAUUGAAGAAACAAGUGAUGAUAUGGAAUACACUGUCUCCAUGUCAUACCUGGAGAUUUAUAAUGAGAUGAUCCGGGAUUUACUUAAUCCGUUGUCUGGCUUCUUAGAUCUACGAGAGGACUCAAAGGGAGGGAUCCAAAUUGCAGGAAUCACUGAAGUGUCAACCAUAAAUGCCAAAGAGAUAAUGCAACUAUUGAUGAAAGGGAACAAGCAGAGAACACAGGAACCCACAGCAGCCAACAAAACCUCCUCUCGAUCUCAUGCUGUCCUCCAGGUGACUGUUAGACAGAAGAGUCGCAUCAAGAACAUUUUGCAGGAGGUGCGAAUUGGACGUCUGUUCAUGAUUGAUCUUGCGGGUUCUGAGAGAGCUUCACAGACACAGAACCGUGGAAAACGAAUGAAGGAAGGAGCACACAUCAACCGUUCAUUGUUGGCACUUGGAAACUGCAUCAACGCACUGAGUGAGAAGGGAGGGAAUAAGUACGUUAAUUACCGAGACAGCAAGCUGACACGGUUGCUGAAGGAUUCAUUGGGUGGGAACAGCAGGACGGUAAUGAUCGCUCACAUCAGCCCAGCCAGCAGCUCCUUUGAGGAAUCACGAAAUACUCUCACUUAUGCAGACCGUGCCAAAAACAUUAAAACCAGAGUAAAGCGCAAUUUGAUGAACGUGUCCUAUCACAUUGCUCAGUAUACCAAUAUCAUCUCUGAUCUACGCAGUGAAAUCCAUCGUCUGAAGAAGAAGAUAGAUGCACAACGAAUACAGCAAACAAAAAAUGACAAAGCUGACAUACGCAAUGUUCAAGCUGAGGUUCAGUUUCAUUCCUCUCGGUAUGAUAGAAGGGAGAUGGAGAGGCUCCGUGAGCAUUUGAUCACUGCCUUUCGGGAACAGAUGGAAAUUCGACGCAAUCUGUUGGAGCUGGACAGCAAUAACAUGCAAAUUCAAGUUGAUACAUCCAGACACCUACUAACUAUUGCAGACUGGGUACAGGAAAAGGCUCGAAGAGCCAGAAAAUGGAGAGAAGAAAAUCGAAAGGAGGUGUACAACAAGGAAGAUAGUGAGAAGGAUUCAGACACGGGAGAUGACCAGUCUGAUGUCAUGGAACCAACAGAGGUGGCUGUAGCCCGAGAGAAUAUUGCUGCACUUGUGGCUGAGCAGAAGAAGUUAAAGUGGCAGAAGAUUGAGUUGGAGAAGCAAUUUACUGAUAUCCGUUCCCGAGCUCAUAAGUUGGAGGAGCUCCUUCCCAAGCGGAUCAGCAGUGAGCAACAGCGAGAGGUCUUGAGUCUGCUAUGUAAGGUGCAUGAACUGGAAAUUGAGAACACAGAAAUGCAGUCCAUUGCAUUACUCAAGGACAACGUCAUACGCCAGACAGACUACGUCAUCCAACGCUUUGAGCAACACAGGCAGCUGUGUGCGGAAAUUAUCCAACAGCAGCGGCAGAUUAUAGAUGAUCACAACCUGCUGGUUCCUUCACAGCUGGAUGAGCUGUAUGAAAUUUACCUGCGAGAGUUGGAGGAGGGUAACCUGGACCGGAUAGUAGCCAUGCACACUGUCACAACCAAGACCUUGAAGGAUGGCUCAGUCAUCAAUGUGGCCCAGAAGCUGAAGGUGGGAGAGCUGGUCCAGGAUGUGGACUCUGAUCAGGAGAGCGUCAAGACAGUUGGGUCUGAGAAACCUUAUCCUCGGCAAAAGAAUUACAGGGAUACACUACCACCUCUGGUUCCAGAGUCAGAGAGUGACAACAACCGGGUGUUUAAAACCAGCCCACUUGCUCAGCAGAGAAAGAAUUCGACUGUGAUGACCCCUCCUCCAAUCCAUGUGAACGGACUGCUUAACCAAGAGACACAUCAGCAGGAGAGUUUGGUGAGCUUCAGCGGAAUGAGCAGUGCCAGCAGCCAUUUAAACUCAUCUCCCGACAGCAGCGAGAACUUUGCAGACAAUCAGCACACCCAAACAGAAUUCCUGAAAGAACGCAAACAGAUGUUGACAGGCACCAAGAACAUUGCAGUAAAAGCAGCAAGGAGACGCUCGAAAGUGCUGGAAAAAGACAACAGGCUACAUGUUCUGGAACCUAUGAAGGAGAAAACAAGUAUUUCACUUCACUCAAUGAGUGAAACUGAAGAGUCAUGUUAUAGAGGCAUUCCUAGGCCAUCAUUGACACUGUAUCGACACCAGCAAGGGCAGAUUAUAAAGCAUGCAGCAAGUGAGGACAAUCUAUCCAGCAGCACGAGUGAAACUGUCAACCACAUACAGCACAAUCAGGAAGAUUCCCCCAAGAGUUGGUCCCAAUCCUACAAAAAGGAAAACAAAAAGACAAGUAAAAGAGAGGAAAUAGUAGAAGCCAAAAGGAAGAAAAGAAGGUCAAGGUCUUUUGAGGUCAAUGGUCAAGGGUUACCCAAUCUUAAGAAUAUUUCAUCUCGAUUCCAACCAUUGGAGAGUAUUUCAGAUAAUAGGUUUAACGUCAAUGGCCAAUCUCCAUUACGGACACAUGGAAAAUCAACACACGUACCUGGGAAGGUGAAAUUCCCAAUCAGCCAUUAUGCAGGUGAGAGUGACCUUCAGAUGUUGGAGGUGGUUAGUACACCACCCAGCACCAUCUAUCAGAGGAAUUGUAAUGGGAGGGGGCUGGCUGUACAGAAGAAGAUUAGAGGUCCAAAUAACACAGCACAAGAUGUGGCUAGCUCAACUUCUGUGUUCCAUCAACCUGGAAACUUCAAGAAGCCUGUUAAACGUAACCCUCAGCCACAUUUUAACUAUACAGUGACAAAUGGAAAGAAUGACAUCAAAUCUAAGAAAAACUAAUUGAAUGAAAGAUAAGACGAUGUCAAUUAUGCUCAAAACUUAGAGGAAGUUUGUAGUUUCAUGGUGGAAGGAAGGAA